UACAACUUCCAUACCUCAACUGAUAUCCAUAAGAAAGCAAAGUUCUUGAAAAGUAUCCCAAGUCCUUCCACUUUUCUCUCUUUUCUCUGAUCCAACUUUAGUCGCUCUCUACAGCAUCCUUCUUUUAACUACAGUCAUUCCUUUAAUUAACUAUAGUCACUCCUUUAACUAUUCUUACUUCCUUACAGGACACUUCUCAACAAUUCAAGAACUUUAGCAAUGCAAUUCUCCAAAUUAUUCACGACCCUCGCUGCUGCAUCCAUUUUUACCACUGCAAUGGCAGCUCCACCAGCAGUCAAGCGUGACGAUGACGACGUUGUUAUUGUCAAGGUGAAGACCACCGUCCAGGACUAUCAAACCAACUACCACACCGUUGAAGGUCCAGUGCAAACUAAGACCAACCUUAUUAUUAACACAAGUACUCUUACUGUAACAAGGUACACUGCAACAGUGACUUCAACUGUUUUCGGUACACCACACACUUACACUACAGUUGCUACUACUCCUGUGCUGCCUGAAGAUGUUGUUCCAAAUAGUGAAAAUGAAGUUACAACUCCAGCUGGAACUGAUACUGAAACUACCCAGCAACCAGCCCCAGAGCCAACCACUUCCACCACUUCCACCGAAACUACCCCAACCACUGAAUCAACACCUUCUACACAAACUCCCCCAACUACUCAAACUACUCAAACUACUAAUACCCCUGAAACCACCAGCUUAGUACAGCCGGUAUCUACAUCACUUGAGGCAGUUGAAACAACCCCUACCCUCGCUACAAAAAUAGAGGAAACCACUAUUACCGGUGAUCUGAACGACGGCCCAACAAUUACUGCUGGUUCUGUGCCCACUUCAACCGACUCCUGGAUCAUAGGCAAUAUUUCCACUGUGACCUCCAGUGGAGUUUGCUACGUUGACUACGACUACUACUAUGCUACAGAAAGUGAAGCGGAUGAAACUGUCACGUCUACCUCUACCAUCUACACGACAGUGACACAAUUAUAAACUAGCGUCUACCCACAGUCAACCCACAGUAAGUAAUACUGCCUACACCAGUAAAAGUCCUAGAAUUUGGUUUCUGUUAAUACCUUUACACCUGUUGAGUUGUCUGAACAGAGAAUGGUUAUUCAUUCUUUCUGAAUAUUUGUAUCCUUGGUCCUAUUCUUCUACAUAAUAUAUAGUGUCUAGGAUACUCGCAACUCUAAUUCUGUUUGUUUUAUUUACAUAUUUUAAUAUAAUGGUUAUAACGUCUU
Scheffersomyces stipitis CBS 6054 is the source of this 1250-nucleotide messenger RNA. It is a transcript of the gene FGR41, whose product is annotated as Fgr41p. Lineage: Eukaryota; Fungi; Ascomycota; Pichiomycetes; Serinales; Debaryomycetaceae. The transcript has a single exon. The record is from RefSeq and is a predicted model, not a curated record. The coding region runs from base 220 to 1002 and encodes 260 amino acids.